GCCGGCAUACUUCAAUGGUACUGACGCAGGAAAAUGUUCCUUUUAUUUUUAUCUUCGUUAGUGAUAUUCUCGAGUAUUUGUUUUUGGACUCAUCAAAAGCCUCACAAAUUUCCACCAGGUCCCAAAUGGUUACCGAUUGUUGGAUGUAUGUUUAAAUUUCAAGAAUUGAAAAAUAAAUGUGGUUAUAUGUAUAUUGCUAUCAAUGAAUUAUCUCAAAAAUAUGGAUCUAUUUUAGGAUUAAAACUUGGUUGUCAAAAGUUUGUGAUUAUCUCAGGUAAUGAUUUAUUGAGAAAAACUCUUAUGAAACCUGAAUUCCAAGGAAGACCCGAUGGCUUUUUCUUCCAAGUUAGAGCAUUUGGCAAAAGAAGAGGCAUUCUGUUUGCGGAUGGUCCAUUAUGGUAUCAAAGUAAACGUAACACAAUAAAAUAUAUAUCUCAUAUUGGAUUCAGGCAUCGCUUAGUUGAUAAAUAUUUAACAGAAGAAGCAGAAACACUAGUGUGUUAUUUGAAAAAAAAAAUUACAAACAACAAAGAGAAGAUCGCAAUGAAUAAAAUUUUUGACGUUGCUGUUCUAAACUCUCUAUGGGUUUUAUUAGCAGGAUACAGAUUUGAUUACGAUGAUGUUAGACUUCAUAAUAUCCUCACAACUAUACAUGAAGCAUUCGAAUCAAAUGACACGUUAGGAGGACUUAUUUCUCAUUUUCCAUUUCUUCGGUUUAUCAUACCAGAAAUAUCAGGGUAUACUAGCCUCAUGAAAACUCUUCAUAAACUUUGGAAAUUUAUUGAUGAUGAAAUAGAGAUCCAUUUGAACAAAAUUCAGCUACAUCAACCAGCGAGCAAUUUUAUCGAUGCAUAUCUUCUUGAAAGAUAUGAUGAAAAAUCAAGACAAUUUUCUUAUGAUCGGAAAGAAUUGAUUGUAAUAUGUCUGGAUCUAUUUUUGGCUGGUUCUAAAACAACAAUUGAUUCAUUAUCAGGCAUAUUCGCUCUCCUCGUUCACCAUCCAGAUUGGAUUAAAAUGUUAAAAGAUGAUCUCGAUAUGGUUGUUGGUAACAAUAUGCCAAAAAUCGAUCACCUACCGAUGUUACCUCGAAUUGAAGCUUUUUUAUCUGAAGCACUCAGAGUAUUAGUUCUUGCUCCUUUAGCUCUUCCUCACAGAACAACAGAGAAUGUUUGGUUGGAAGGUUUUCAUAUUCCAAAGGACACUGUUGUUCUCUUCAAUUUUCACAGUGCAAAUUUUGAUGAAUCAUGUUGGGAAAACGCGGAGGAAUUUUAUCCGCAACGGUUUCUUAAUGAAAGUGGACAAUUUUGCCGUAAAAUUGAAUUUUUUCCAUUUGGAUUAGGAAGAAGAAGAUGUUUGGGGGAAAGCUUAGCAAAAUCAUCAAUUUUUUUAUUUUUUACACAUAUACUCCAUAAUUUCAACUUGGAAAUCCCCGAAGGAGAGAAGUUACCACGAUUGGAUGGCAUCGACGGUUUCACAAUAUCUCCAAGGCCUUAUUUUCUUCAUCUAACGCCGCUAAUAUAA
Cotesia congregata is the source of this 1521-nucleotide messenger RNA. NCBI's taxonomy places the organism in Eukaryota, Metazoa, Arthropoda, Insecta, Hymenoptera, Braconidae. The record is from the annotation of a GenBank genome assembly.